UCGAGUAAUACACCAACGAAGAAGAUUCUUCCUCACGUCACCUUCACUUGCUGCAUUUAUCCGUAACGAUGGCCGCCGCCUUGAGAGGGAAUUUGUUAACAUUGGUCAAGGGUCUGGCUGGCCCCAGGUGGCAGCAGAUGCCCCUGAGACCUCUCAGUGUAUCCGCAGGUCUUUGUGCCCCCGAAACAUCCCCCGCUCGGGCUGAUGCCACCUUCAAGGUCACCAUGGUGCCAGGUGACGGUGUGGGACCUGAGCUGAUGACCGCCGUCAAAGAUGUGUUCAAGGCAGGAGAUGUUCCAGUGGAAUUUGAGGAGUUCCAUCUGAGUGAAGUACAGAACAUGGCCAGCGAGGAGAAGCUUGAGCAAGUGCUGACCUCCAUGAAGACCAACAAGGUGGCCAUGAAAGGCAAAAUUCACACACCAAUGGAGUACAAAGGAGAACUUGCUUCCUAUGAGAUGAGACUACGUCGUAAAUUGGACCUAUUCGCCAACGUCGUGCAUGUGAACAGCCUGCCAGGCUACAACACGCGCCACAACAACCUGGACCUGGUUAUCAUCCGUGAGCAGACGGAGGGGGAGUACAGCUCCCUGGAACACGAGAGUGUCCCUGGUGUUAUCGAGUGUCUGAAGAUCAUCACCAGAGUGAAGUCUCGGCGGAUCGCUAAGUUUGCGUUUGACUACGCCACCAAGAAGGGAAGGAGCAAGGUUACGGCUGUGCACAAGGCCAACAUCAUGAAAUUAGCUGAUGGCCUCUUUCUGCAGUGCUGUGCUGAAAUUGCAGAACUGUAUCCUAAAAUCAAAUAUGAGACUAUCAUCAUUGACAACGCUUGCAUGCAGCUUGUGCAGAACCCCUACCAGUUUGAUGUGCUGGUGAUGCCCAACCUGUAUGGUAACAUCAUUGACAACCUGGCAGCAGGCCUGGUAGGAGGGGCUGGUGUGGUACCCGGCGAGAGCUACAGCGCAGAGUAUGCCGUCUUUGAGACCGGUGCCCGUCACCCUUUCGCCCAGGCGGUAGGCAGGAACAUCGCCAACCCCACCGCCAUGCUGCUUAGCGCUGCCAACAUGCUCAAGCACCUGAAUCUGGAAUAUCACUCCCAGAUGGUGUCGGACGCUGUGAAGAAGGUCAUCAAGCAGGGCAAGGUGAGGACGAGGGACCUUGGCGGUUAUUGCACCACUGGGGACUUUGUGCAUGCCGUAGUGGAUAACCUGCGUUUCCGCCCUCGCCACUGAGAAGCUUCACACCCGAUGUGCUCUCCCCCCCUUUUUAUGUUAAAUGUUUGAGUGAACGUUCUACCAUAAUGUUAAAACGUGUAUGACGGUAAAACAUUAACUGUAAAACAAAUAACUCCAACUCCCUGUUUAAUGGUUUGUUAUUGGAUUACUAAAAACAUCUGCUGCUUGUGUGUGGUCUAACACUCAUUUACAUUUCGAUUUCAUUAGCUUUCUCCCGGAUGAAAUCUAGUGCUCUACUGUGUCACAAAAGAUUGAUUGCAAAUGAUUUGUUACUUUUGACUUUUUAUUUUAUUUUUAUAAUUUGAUGUAAAUGUUUUUCUGUCCUCAUUUGUUGCUUCAUUGUUGGAAUAUUCCUUCAAGGUGUUAUUUGUAUACAGGUUUAAUAUUAUUUUCUCUUUAUCUUUGGCCCAGUUUUUCAAAAGUAAUCCAGUGGGAUUUAGGAUCAUGGAUUGGAUCAACAAAUGUUUUUUUCAAAGCAAAAGUGGGAUUCAGAACGAAGAUCUGAUCAUGUAAUCCGAUCUUGUAUUUGAUCUGGUCAAACCUGGCCUUUGGGUUUUUCAAAACUUUGAACUCGGUUUGGGAUCAAUUUGAUCCUAAAAAACAGUAUUAUCCUGAUCCCAUCCGAAGGUUGGAUUCAGUUGGUUAUCCUUAAAUUUGGUAUUUGGAUCACAGUGAUCCGAUCCAAUGUUAAUUUAAAAACUGGCAUAAAAGUACAAAGUAGGAUAGCAAAACAUUGGAUUUCCAAAUCCGGAUCAAUUUUAUCCAAAUUAAAAUUAAAAAAAACUGGGCCCAGGUCUUUUUCCAAAGCAGAUUAAACUCGCAGCAAUGCAUUCUGGGAUCUCAUUUGACUUUAGCUGUCAAAUGUUUAUUCUAAGUAUGCCACAGCACGUUUGAUUUCUUUGAAAUAUGGGGUUGAACUUGAGAAGUAACAAAUCCAUGGUGGAAAUAAGGACAUUUAUCUUUGACCAUGAGUGAUUAUCCCAAAAAAAAAAUUAUUUGGUUCAGUGAAACCUUUCACAAUGCUUCCGAUGGAAAGUAUUAAGAAUCACUUGUUUAAUCUUUAGGUGUAACCUGGAAAAUCAAAGUGGGAAAAAGAUAACAGAAUUAACAAAUACAAAGUAUUUAUUUAAUUUAGCCAAAAUACAUUCCUGGUAAAGUGAAUAACACUGAACCUUUAACGAUCCUAGUUAUAAUUAUUGGCAUAUAUGUUAUCGAUGUACAUGUGUACCUACCCAAUUUUGAAAAUAAUCCAAUGUUGGCUGCAAAAUUUUAGUUUUACAAAUUAACAUACUAAUUCAACAUUCAUUCCUACUCUGAUUGCAUACAUUGUCGUAGAGAUGUCGUACAUGUUUCAUAGAAGAAUGUCGGGAUUGGCUUGAAGAAUCUGUUCGGGUUCAAAGCUAAGAACAUUAUAGUUGGGUUUUAGACUGUGGUACGUGGCCCAAAAUAAAACUGACUGUUUCCAUGCAAUAAUAAACCAGACUGGAACAAACUGCUUGACUAAUAGCUACAUUAGCCG
This is a messenger RNA of Gadus chalcogrammus (walleye pollock), 2751 nucleotides long. RefSeq names its product isocitrate dehydrogenase (NAD(+)) 3 non-catalytic subunit beta (gene idh3b). Gene Ontology annotation, biological process: tricarboxylic acid cycle; isocitrate metabolic process. Gene Ontology annotation, molecular function: NAD binding; oxidoreductase activity, acting on the CH-OH group of donors, NAD or NADP as acceptor; magnesium ion binding. The transcript has 11 exons. The record is from RefSeq and is a predicted model, not a curated record. Lineage: Eukaryota; Metazoa; Chordata; Actinopteri; Gadiformes; Gadidae. Gene Ontology annotation, cellular component: mitochondrion. Bases 69 to 1229 code for a protein of 386 amino acids.